AUGGUUAUGGGGGACUUUAACUCAAUUUUGAGACCAGAAGAUAGGCUUGUAGGUAGUCAAGUGCAAGGGGAAGAAACAAGGGAUUUCAGAAAUUUCUUGAAUGAGUGUAACCUAUCUGAAUUACCUACAUUUGGGAGGCAAUUUAUAUGGACAAAUGGGUAUAUGUAUAGCAGGAUUGAUAGGGCACUUGUUAAUGUAGAAUGGAUAGUUCAAAUGCCAUCAAUGCAAGUGAUAGUGAUGGCAAUUGAUGCUCUUUUCUCAGAUCAUUCACCUCUGAGCAUAGUAAUGGAGGAACAAAGGGAUAGCAAGAAGAAACUAUUUAGAUUUUAUAAUUGUCUAGCCCAGCAUCCAGAGUUGAAAAGCAAGAUACAAGAUAGUUGGCAGACACAGAGGGAGGAAUGA
This is a messenger RNA of Solanum dulcamara, 402 nucleotides long. RefSeq lists its product as uncharacterized. The transcript has a single exon. The record is from RefSeq and is a predicted model, not a curated record. The coding region runs from base 1 to 402 and encodes 133 amino acids. Lineage: Eukaryota; Viridiplantae; Streptophyta; Magnoliopsida; Solanales; Solanaceae.